Molecule: messenger RNA, 1389 nt
Organism: Chaetomium fimeti
Lineage: Eukaryota; Fungi; Ascomycota; Sordariomycetes; Sordariales; Chaetomiaceae
Exons: 2
Coding region: 161-1300 (379 amino acids)
Source: RefSeq, a predicted model, not a curated record
UGGGACAUUCACCACGGCAGAUUCCGUUAACCGUCGAUACCGAGGUGAAGCUCGGAGGUCGUAGUCAGAUGUCAUAUAACCAGCUCACUCGAGCCUGUCGUGACGUGAAAAUGUGAGUCUCGAGGUAGGCUAGGUCAACUAAAGCAUACAAACCACCAAGAUGAAGUGGACCACGCUCGUCGUAUCUCUCCUCCCGCUGGUGUCGGCUGCUCCCAAGAAGCAGGAGAUACCCGAGACGUUUUCAGAGCGCGUCAUCUUCACGCCUCCCGACGACUACACCGACCCGCGCGUGCUAUACGCCCGGACAGCUCAAUUCGAGGAUGGCACCCUGCUGGCGACGUGGGAGAACUACAGCCCCGAGCCUCCCCCGGUGUACUUCCCCAUCUUCCGCUCCACCGACGGCGGCUACAGCUGGAAGGAGAUCUCGCGUGUUCAGGACACAGCCAACGGACUAGGUCUCCGCUACCAACCAUUCCUAUACAUCCUCCCCGAGCCCAUGGGCGGCUUCCCCAAGGACACCGUCCUCCUCGCCGGCAGCUCCAUCCCCACGGACCUCUCCACCACCCAAAUCGACCUCUACGCCUCCACCAACCGCGGCAAGACCUGGGAAUUCGUCUCCCACAUCGCCGCGGGCGGCGAAGCCAUCCCCAACAACGACAAGACCCCCGUGUGGGAGCCCUUCCUCCUGCAGCACGGCGCCUCGCUCAUCUGCUUCUACUCGGACCAGCGCCAGAACACGACCUACGGCCAAAAGAUGGUGCACCAGACCACCACCGACCUGCGCGCGUGGGGCCCCGUCGUCGACGACGUCACCUCGCCCAUCUACCCGGAGCGGCCGGGGAUGCCGACGGUCGCGCGGCUGCCCAACGGGCAGUUCAUCAUGACGUACGAGCACGGCGGCGCCGCGGUGCUGCCGACCUACCAGUUCCCCGUGCACUACAAGCUGGCGGCCGACCCGGAGGCGUUCGGCGCGGCCGAGGGGGUGCCGCUGCGCACGACCGAGGGCGGCCAGAUCCCGACGGGGUCGCCGUAUGUGGUGUGGAGCGCGGCGGGCGGGGUGAAUGGGACGAUUAUUGCCGGCGCGCAUAGCUCGGGGGACGUGUUUGUUAAUACGGACUUGGCGGCGCCCGGGUCGCUGUGGCGCCGGGUAGCUACGCCCGCGGAUAAUGCGUAUACGCGCCACUUGAGGGUGUUGAAUGGGGAUGGGCCGCCGAGGUUGUUGAUUAUGGGCGCGGGCCAGCUGCCGCCGAGUACGACGAACCGGGUGAUGGUGACGGUGAUGGAGAUUGGUGAUUGGUAGGGUGUGUAGGGUAGAGGUUGAUGUAUUGAUAUGACCGGCCGAGAUAGAAGGAAUUGUAAGCCUGGUCUCGAAAUUGGCCAUAGGAACGA